Molecule: messenger RNA, 498 nt
Organism: Medioppia subpectinata
Lineage: Eukaryota; Metazoa; Arthropoda; Arachnida; Sarcoptiformes; Oppiidae
Source: the annotation of a GenBank genome assembly
AUGGCAUUUAUUAAUGUGGCCGAAUGGACCGCGGUCAAUACAACGGACUGGCUUAAAGGUCUAGACGACUGUAUCCUACCGUACGUCCAAUUCUUCCUCAACAACAACAUCAAUGGGUGCCGACUAUUGUUGCUGUCGUGCGACGAUCUCAACCACUUAAACGUACGCAAAGUCGGUCACCAGGAGCUGAUCCUCGACGCCGUCGACCUCCUCAAGCAUUUACACUAUAACUUCGGUUCGGAGACACUCCAGUCGCUGGCCCUACGGCUCGGCUGCAAAGCCCGCAGUCUUUACAAUCAACUCAAGAGAGAUCUCAUGAUUGCCAACAAUAAUAACGAUACAGACAAUGGCAGUGGAAGUACUGCCGGUGAUGAACGCGUGUCCACACAGACACUGUCCGCGGUGUCCGAUAUAUUGGCCUCCGUUAAGGCGUUUAUUUCGUGGAUCGAUAGGUAUGUGUGUCUUGUCUUAGAGGUUAUUCCUCCAAAGUUUUUGUGA